Musa acuminata AAA Group (dessert banana) is the source of this 588-nucleotide messenger RNA. RefSeq names its product heavy metal-associated isoprenylated plant protein 33. Gene Ontology annotation, molecular function: metal ion binding. Bases 127 to 336 code for a protein of 69 amino acids. The record is from RefSeq and is a predicted model, not a curated record. Lineage: Eukaryota; Viridiplantae; Streptophyta; Magnoliopsida; Zingiberales; Musaceae. The transcript is spliced from 3 exons.
AAAGCAGCAUUACCAUGCUCCAAAGAAAGGAAUCUGUCAGCCAUGUAAGUUCCAAAGCUGGAGUGGAGACACCCAUCUGCAUCCUCUCCCAAGAACCACAGCUCCUCAUUCUGCAACUGAAGUCCAAUGGCUUUGGUGGAGCUGAAGGUCGGCAUGCACUGUGAGGAGUGCAUCAAAGCAAUCAAGAAGGCCAUCAAGAAAAUUGAGGAUGUUGAGACAUACAGGCUUGACGCAGAGCUGAACAAGAUCACUGUGACUGGAAAUGUUACAUCAGAAGAAGUCAUCAGGGUUCUGCAGAAGAUUGGAAAGAGUGCCACUUCUUGGAGUGAAGAAUAAGAAAUGAAGGUCCUGGCAGUAACAAGAUGCCUGUAUCUAAUCACAACACUCACCUAAUAAAUGGAAACUCCCUGCUUUCAUGUUCUACCUGUUUAAAUUCUUAAAUCUUGUGACUUAGCAACACCAAUUAGCUUAUGCAAAUUAAUUGCGUCCAUCAGUGAAAGUACUGACUUUUGUUGGGACUUUAGAAUUUGUGAUUUCUCUGUGGCUCCACAAGUGACAUCUGAAAUAAAUUUCUCUAUGAUUGUUUUU